Messenger RNA from Cladophialophora immunda, 1078 nucleotides. RefSeq lists its product as uncharacterized. The transcript is spliced from 3 exons. Lineage: Eukaryota; Fungi; Ascomycota; Eurotiomycetes; Chaetothyriales; Herpotrichiellaceae. The record is from RefSeq and is a predicted model, not a curated record. Bases 48 to 740 code for a protein of 230 amino acids.
UCGUCCCCCCAGCCUGGAGAGCACCGCUUGCUUGAGCAACCCCAAUAAUGUUUGCAAUUUUGAUCUUGAGCUGGACUUUGCCGGCUUUCGCUCAGAUUACCGACUGCUGGUCGAGCGGCUCGACGUACGUUACUUCUCUGCCGGCAUGUAGCAAGUUUGCAAGCUCUCAUUCGAAGUGCUUUGCAAUUGGACCGGCAACAGUGGACACACCAGCUUUUAAGGACUGCAUCUGUGCUCAAAAAUUCUUCAAUCUAAUUGUCGACUGUGAGAGCGAAACUCGCGUCUGUUUGGAGUCCACAGAAGAAGACGGAGCUGCACAGCAAGCCAUUUCAAACUGGCACGCAGAGUGCGACACUUGGAUCGACUACACCGUCACCACUCCAAUAUUGUCAGCGCCGACGGUCACUCUCGCGCCGCUCGCCGAGUGUAACGCGAUUAAAACCGUAUGCAAGAGUUACGGCGAUGUCACUCAGUCCUGUAAACAAUCGUUCGGGUUCUACAACAAUCUCGCUGCUCAUCCCAAGCUGGAGAGCUGUCUCUGCAAGCCGAAGUUACUAGCGAUGGAGUCGCGCUGCAUAGUUGAUGGCGAUACCACUUGCAAAGGCAUACCGGGGCCAGCGGUCACAAAUCUAGAUCUGUGGAGGGAAUGCCCUAAAACUGCUCGGCCAACUCCUGCCCAGGUCGAAGCCAGAGCGACGGCUGCACCAAAAUAUCACGAGAAGAGGACAUGGCAGGCAUAAAGCGGGGGAUUCCCCGAAGCGGGGCUUCCUGGUCACAUCUGGGGUUGAGGUUGAAUUUCCCUUCCGGCACUGGAAAGCUUGUGCACAGACACGGUCACGCGGCUACUGGCUUCAGCCUCACCAGCUACGACUUUGAUGCUUAGUGCAAAGCAAAGAAUCAAGCCCUCUUGGCUCUAGCCGAAGACAAACCUGAGCAAUCACCGUGAUUAUUCCUUCAAGUCUAGCACACCUUGAAGCGUCGAGUUAGCAUUUCUUUUGAGGUUUCGGUCCAUUAAGCUAAUAUACAAUUGCUCUGGAUGAGUGAUGGCCACAGCCGAUGCAUACCGCUACACCGAGAG